Gloeophyllum trabeum ATCC 11539 is the source of this 360-nucleotide messenger RNA. RefSeq lists its product as uncharacterized. NCBI's taxonomy places the organism in Eukaryota, Fungi, Basidiomycota, Agaricomycetes, Gloeophyllales, Gloeophyllaceae. The record is from RefSeq and is a predicted model, not a curated record. The transcript has a single exon. The coding region runs from base 11 to 280 and encodes 89 amino acids.
GCGGGCGACAAUGCCGGCGGUCGAUUACGUCUGGAAUGGGCCGAUGAUGACCAGGUCAGCGUCGAGUCAACAGGGGAAGGAUGACGUUCAGCAUCGUCCGCCGUCGACGAAUCAGUGCACAUGGGCGAAUGACAUUCUGGCGAUGACGAUUCGGACCCUGGGUGACAUUGACGCCGUACAGACGACAUCCGCAGAGGAAUCUGCAUAUGCGACGGAUCAUAACCCGCAUAGCUGGGGUCCGCUGAAGGGUCCGGGCCCACACCCGCAGCGCACGACAUGAACGGAGUCAUGGGUAUAACGGCGAAAUGAAAAGAUGAUGACUCGCGCGGCGGGCUCAAAGCGAGGCAGGAAAUGGCGGCG